CGACGCCCCUGCAACGCCGGACGCCGGUUUGUUGACCACUAACACCAUGUCUGGGGCAAGACAGGGACUAUAUCGGUUUUGCAACACUUCCGGAACAAGUACACAGGAAAUCAGUGAAGAGAGGAUUCGAGUUUACAUUGAUGGUGCUGGGUGAAUCUGGACUGGGAAAGUCGACGUUGAUAAACAGUUUGUUUCUCGGGGAUCUGUACAAGGACAGAAAAAUACCAGAUGCUGGAGAGAGAGUAGAGAAGACGACAACGAUCGAGAAAAAGACAAUGGAUAUAGAGGAGAGGGGAGUGCGAUUACGUUUGACAAUUGUGGACACUCCAGGUUUUGGUGAUCCUGUAAACUGCGAAGAUACAUGGAAAGCAUGUUCUGCAUACAUUGAUGAGCAGUUUAGACAAUACUUUACAGACGAAAGUGGCUUGAAUCGAAAAAACAUCCAAGACAACAGAGUUCACUGUUGCCUCUAUUUCAUCCCUCCAUAUGGCCAUGGAUUGCGCCAGUUGGACUUAGAAGUAUUGAGACGUCUCCACAGAAAAGUUAAUGUCGUUCCAGUAAUUGCAAAGGCUGAUACACUCACUACAAAUGAAGUGAAAAAAUUAAAAGAACGAAUUCUGGCAGAUAUUGAGGAACACGAGAUUCAGAUUUAUCAAUUCCCUGAUUGCGAUAGCGAUGAGGACGAAGACUUCAAGCAACAGGACAAGGAACUCAAGGCCACGGUACCUUUUGCUGUUGUGGGUAGUUCCACAGUUCUUGAAGUCGCUGGGCGAAAAGUCAGAGGAAGGCAGUAUCCCUGGGGAGUUGUUGAAGUCGAAAAUCCCAAACACAGUGAUUUUGUCAAGCUGAGGACAAUGCUGAUAUCGACUCACAUGCAGGACCUUAAAGACGUGACUCAAGACGUUCAUUACGAGAAUUUCAGGGCCCAGUGCAUCUCACAGAUAUCUCAGCAAGCCAUCAGGGAAAGGAGUAAACUGAAGAGAGACUCCGGGCCGCAUUUCGAGAACAGUAUAUCCGAUACCGAUCGACUUCUGCUGCAGAAGGAUGAAGAGAUCCGAAGGAUGCAAGAUAUUCUCGCACAAAUGCAAGAAAAGCUGAAAGCGACUGGUCAGGUGUGUGGAGGUGGUCUCAGGGGCAGAGUUGGAAGUCUUGGCAAUGAUCUGGACUCCGUGGAGAUCGACAAAAAACGCAACAGUAUUAUCGAUGUGUAGGAAGAGAGAAAAUCAGAGUGAAAAUUGAGAACAAAUGGAUAUUGCACCAAAUGUCUGAAUGCUGUUUAAUCGGCUGAAUUUAGAACUCCCAUUCUUCAUUUUCUGCCGAUGUUUUUUCAAUGGAGCAGAAAUAUCCCCAAUAUGAAGUUGAAGAUUUAAAUAAGUAAUUUUUCAAUCAUAAAUGUUCGAAAGGAUAUUAUGAGUCCUAAAAUAACGACGUCUAAAGAUAUUGUUGCGGAUAUCGUAAAAACCAAAGAAUAAAAAGAAAUGAAGACAGAUUUCACAGAAAUCAACAGACAGAUUUGUUGAUGUUUGGUUCUGUUGUUACUCGUCUAUAUUACAUUAUGCCACAACAUGUAUGAAAAAAUCGUAUAGAAAUUUUCCAUACGGACUGCGUAUAGAAUUUAUAUAGGAUUUUCGUGUAUGAUAUUCGGUUAUUUCUACACAGAUAUUUUUUAUACAAAUUAUUUCUAUAGGAUUUCUAUAGGUUUGAUCUUAUA
This is a messenger RNA of Diachasma alloeum, 1711 nucleotides long. RefSeq names its product septin-2 (gene Septin4). Gene Ontology annotation, molecular function: GTP binding; GTPase activity; molecular adaptor activity. Gene Ontology annotation, biological process: regulation of exocytosis; cytoskeleton-dependent cytokinesis. The record is from RefSeq and is a predicted model, not a curated record. Lineage: Eukaryota; Metazoa; Arthropoda; Insecta; Hymenoptera; Braconidae. The transcript has 9 exons. The coding region runs from base 141 to 1211 and encodes 356 amino acids. Gene Ontology annotation, cellular component: cell division site; septin complex; septin ring.